Molecule: messenger RNA, 564 nt
Organism: Aspergillus tanneri
Lineage: Eukaryota; Fungi; Ascomycota; Eurotiomycetes; Eurotiales; Aspergillaceae
Exons: 1
Coding region: 1-564 (187 amino acids)
Source: RefSeq, a predicted model, not a curated record
AUGGCACAAUCAUAUCUACCCCUACCUAUCCUGAACCACAGUAUCCGUGUCUUCCUUCUCGCAGACUUCCUGGCUCAGCGCGAACAGUCAGAAUGGGCUACACCGGCCAGACGCAGUCUAUUAUUCGUAGCCUGCAUCCUGCAUGACAUCGGAUGUGCAACGCAGCUUGACGGCCCACAGCGGUUCGAGGUUGAAGGAGCCGAUGCUGCCGCUAAUUAUCUUCGUCAACAUAACAUUGUGGAAUCAGACAUUCACGAAGUCUGGCAGGCAAUCGCCCUGCACACCAGUGCAGGAAUUGCGGAGCGUAUCAGUCCUCUUGCCCGUCUGGUCCGUCAAGCUGUCCUCACCGACUUCGGUAGCCAGUUGGAUAAAGAAAGACAAGAUGCUCGGUCGAGUGCUGAGGACUCAUUUCCACGACUUGGCAUUGAAAAGAUAUUAGGAGAUGUUGUCGUUGGUCAAGCGUUGAGGCAGCCUGAAAAAGCACCGCCAGCGUCCUGGCCAGGGAUUUUAUUACGAGCAAAGAAGGAAUCGCCAGAGUGGGAUGGUGUGAAUAAAGCAUUUUGA